This is a messenger RNA of Symbiodinium natans, 2775 nucleotides long. The record is from the annotation of a GenBank genome assembly. Lineage: Eukaryota; Dinophyceae; Suessiales; Symbiodiniaceae.
AUGCUGGACUGGCUGGAUGCGGGGCCACUCGACUACGGCAGCCUUACGGGGGCCUUUGCUCCCUGGGCUCGGGGCACCGGGUCGGAUGCGCAGGUUUCGGAUGACCGGAGCCCGACAUCGGACAGCGACACUGAUGGGUCGCCUGCACCUGAGGAGGCCGCCAAGAAGGCGGCUGCCCAGGCGCCUGCGGCAGGACCUGGGCAGGAGGUGCGCCAACGUCGCCGCCUGCUGCCCGAGUGGUUAAAGAGAACUGCUCCGUCUGAGGAGGAGGAGGCCUUGUCCGCCACCCCCCAGACCUGCACUUCCACCGACGGCUCGGAGGUGCACAUCAGCGGGCCCCUCAUCCGAGUAAAGGGCUGGUGGCGCAAGGGCCCGCGCUUCGACCAGCGCUUUGCGGAGAUUCGGACUGGCGAACACAGCCAGAUCGAGCUGACCUGGAGCCGCAUGGAGAAGGGGCUGAAGAGGAUUCCGCUGCAGGGCGUGGCCGUGGAGUCCUUCGCUCUCGAUGGCCUCUUCGGCUUUCGCCUGUUUCCGCUCCCCCAGGACGGCGAGCCCGUGGACCUUGCCACCAAGACUGCUGCCGAGCGGGACUUGUGGACGAAGGCCAUCACCAUGGCUGCCGCCCAGCGACCGCUGGAUGGCCCAGUGGCGGGUACACUCAAGGUGACUUUGCUGGAGGCCGCUGUGCGCCAGGAGACGACGUGGAGGCGGCAGUCGCUCGCGCCCGGCCCCCCGCUCUUCUGCGUGGUGGCCUGUAACGGUAUGGCCUCACGCACUCUGCCGCGGAGGCCGCAGCAGCUCAGCCCAUCUGGGGAUGGCCUCACGCUGCAGGGAGAUGAGCUGGAGUUUCCCCUGGAGGAUGACGACCCAGACUCCCUGAUCCAGGUGGAGGCCUGGAGUUCAGAUGGCCGCAGCCGCGGAACCCUGCGGGGCCGGGUGGAUGUGCCGCUGUACUGCGCGGGCAGGAACUGCAUGAGGGAGCUGCAGCUCCCGGUGCGGGACCUUCACCGGCCGCGGGGGGAGGGCAGCCAGGUGGGCAGCGUGCGUCUGGAGGUGGGCUUCUACCAGGACCUGGGCGGUCUGCUCUUGCCACGGCCGAGCAAGCAGGCCAGCACUGCCUGGCCCGUGGGUGGCGAUAAGGGCCUCCGGGAGCAACUCCGGGAGCUGGAGGCCUUCAUGCAGCAGUUUGAGGUUUUCUCGAGCCGCUUUGGCAACCAUUGCGACACCUCGCGGAGCCUGUCCAUGGAGUAUCGCCUCAUCAUACAGUGGGACAACCCCCUGCUGACCCUUCUCUGCCUCAUCGCGCUGACCAUCCAGAUCGGCUUCUACCAUGAGUACAUCUUGCCCGUGGUGGUCUUCCUGGUCCUCGGCGUUGUGCUCUGGUACCAUCCUCUCCUGCAAUCCAGCUGGAGCUGGCUGGAGCAACUCUUGUGGGAGGAGUCGUGCUUCCGGCGCUCGCGCGCCCAGCCACGCAGCAGCCGCACUUGCUCUGUCAGCUCCCUGGAAGGUGCCAAGCAACCGCCCAGCGAGUGCCCGGCAGAGGAUGCGGCCGCUGAGGUCAAGGAGCGUUACGAGAAUGAGCGCCGCCUGGUGCUUGGCAGGUUCACCUCGCGCCGGCUUCGGCUCUGGGAUCCUCCGCCUUGGAGUGAUGCAGCCGGCCGUCGCGUGGAUCCCCCGAAGCCGUUCGAGGACGGCGUGCAGUACUCCUGGCGCGUGGAGGUGAACGGCUACACUGAUAGCGACGGUUGGCGCUACGCGCGGAACUUCGGGCGUGGAUCCCAGUGGAGGAAUGCCUUCCAGCCGCAGAUGUUCGUGCGCAGACGGUGCUAUGUCGGACGGCCACUUAACGCAGAGUCUGUGAAGCCGCGGGAAGCAUCCACGGCGCUGCCAGGCUGUGUCGAGACAGAGACUGGCGUGAAGGCUGCCAAGGCUCUGAUUCCCCGUUCUUCCUUGUCCUCUUUAUCGUUUUCGCAACUGGCACCGAAGACGUCCUCGCCCCGAGUAGCCGAGGUUGCAGGCACUCCGGCUUUCCCUGUGCAGGAGGAAAGCCGUGAGUCCAACGAGGCGGCGAAGGGCAUGGAGUUCGGCAUCGCCCGGACGCCCUUCCACGACAUGUUCCAGCAGUACCUUCUUCGCUGGGCGUUCCUGCAGCGUCAGAUCGAGUAUUGGAUGGACUGGUACGAGCGGCGAAAGAAUCUUCUGCUGGGGGCGACGCUGCCCACACAGAACUUCGCGCUGCUGUUUGUCUUCCUUCUCCUGGUGGCGGCCUGUUGGCUGCCCACGCGGUGGCUUUGCCUAUCGGCCAUCUACGCCAUCUUCUGGGAUGGCUUGGCCAUCGGCCGCCUGAUGCGAGAGAACCGGGUCAUCUUCCUGGCCUCGUUGAAGGACCAUGCGCUGGCAGAGUGGCUGGAUACGGACGAGUCCAAGACCAGGGCAGCCAGCUGGACUCUGCGGACAAGCCUUGAUGAACUCGUGGACGAAGGCAUCCAGCACCUGAAGCUGCGGGACUGGAUCCGGCAAGAGUUCUAUGCGGGGAGGCCAAUGUUGCCGCUGAGGCUGAUCCAGAGAUGCCGCACGCUGCGGGAUCUCGCUUCCCACGUGACCUUCACGUCGGACAACUUUGCCAAGAAGCGCCAGCGUGCACGGGUGUGGUAUCGUUCCACGCUGCGCAACCUCCUGGACCACGUUCCUUCCGACAUCACGAAGUUCCAGCCGUUCACCUGCCAAGGACUCGGGGAUGGCGCCAGCGCCCAGCGGAAUGCGGCUUGUGAUUGA